AUGGAAGCUGAAGUUCUACAAAAGGGUAAACGAAAAAGGGAUACUGUUUCUUGUCGUGAAUACUACUGUUACAAACUUCAGAUGAGAGAUAACGAGGAAAACGGAGUUUUACAUUCUGGUAGAUUAUUUCAACAAUAUUCAGUUGAUGAAUUCAUAAAAGUAGAAACUCAAAGGUUAGAUUUUGCCACAUUUAAUCAAGAUUUAUUUCGAAUUUAUGUACUGCAAGGUCUUUUAGAUAUCCUAAGACUUGGCGAAAGAGAAGCUUCCAAGAUAGGAAAAAAAAAAUUUCUUCCGACAAGUUUUACGGGUGGUCCGAGAGAUAUGCGUCAACAUUAUAUGGAUGCUAUUGCAUUAGUGCAACAUUUUGGAAAGCCUGAUAUAUUUUUAACUAUGACAUGCAACCCAUGUUGGCCAGAAAUAAAAAAACAUUUGCUCCCAACGGAUGAAACUCAAAAUAGGCUCGAUUUAAUUAGUCGGGUAUUUAGAGCAAAGGUAGAAGAGAUGAAAACAGAUAUAUUAAAAAGAGACAUAUUUGGAAAAGUUGCAGCUUUUAUGCACGCUAUAGAAUUUCAGAAACGUGGUCUUCCACAUGCUCAUUUUCUUCUUAUACUUGAUGAUGACUACAAAUUAUUAACACCUGAAGCUUACGAUAAAUUUGUUUCUGCUGAGCUGCCUGAUGCUGAUAAAAACUCGUACUUACAUAAGCUUGUUAUUAAACAUAUGAUGCAUAGGCCUUGUGGUCAUUUGAAUCCUACCAAUUCGUGUAUGAAGAAGAAAGAGUGCAAAUUUAAGUAUCCAAAAAGCUUCGCCAUUGAGACAACGAAAGGAAAGGACUCAUAUCCAAUUUACAGAAGACGAAACACUGGUAAAUAUGUGAAAGUUAGGAAACAAUUUCUUGAUAACUCAUGGGUUGUUCCUUACAAUCCUUAUCUCUUGGGCAAAUAUAAUUCUCAUAUAAACGUAGAAAUUUGCUCUGAUAUUAAAGUUGUCAAAUAUAUAUACAAAUAUAUUUGUAAAGGACAUGAUAAGAUUUCAUUUGGCUUACAUGAAAAUAACACAAAUAUAGAAAUAGAUGAGAUAAAAGAGUAUCAAUCUGCUAGAUGGGUAUCACCUCCAGAAGCUAUGUGGCGGUUAUUUGCCUUUCCUAUCAGUGAAAUGACUCCAAGUGUUUAUCAUCUCCAGUUACAUCUUGAUGGGCUGCAAUUUGUCUCUUUUAGAAAAACAGACACAAUAAAUAGUAUUGUAAAAAAUCCUAUGAUUAAGAAAACGAUGUUGACAGAAUUCUUCCUGAUGAAUGAAACAAACAAAGAUGCUAAAAAGCUUAAGUUGUUGUAUAAAGAUUUUCCACAAUAUUUUGUAUGGUCAUCUACUUACAAAAUGUGGACUCGACGACAACGAGGUAAUGUUAUCGGGCGUGUUGUACGUGUCAUCCAACAGAAGGAGAAAGAUAUUACCUUAGAUUAUUACUAA
Nicotiana attenuata is the source of this 1470-nucleotide messenger RNA. RefSeq lists its product as uncharacterized. The record is from RefSeq and is a predicted model, not a curated record. The coding region runs from base 1 to 1470 and encodes 489 amino acids. The transcript has a single exon. Lineage: Eukaryota; Viridiplantae; Streptophyta; Magnoliopsida; Solanales; Solanaceae.